Helobdella robusta is the source of this 1997-nucleotide messenger RNA. RefSeq lists its product as hypothetical. NCBI's taxonomy places the organism in Eukaryota, Metazoa, Annelida, Clitellata, Rhynchobdellida, Glossiphoniidae. Gene Ontology annotation, biological process: primary miRNA processing. Gene Ontology annotation, molecular function: identical protein binding; heme binding; double-stranded RNA binding. The coding region runs from base 38 to 1720 and encodes 560 amino acids. The transcript has 15 exons. Gene Ontology annotation, cellular component: microprocessor complex. The record is from RefSeq and is a predicted model, not a curated record.
CGAGGAAGAAGUGAUUAAUGAAGAUGAAAUUGAUGCUAUGCUGGAUGAAGGAAUGCCUUCCAUGCCAAAAGCCAAGAAGAGGAUCGGAAAGGAAACUCUGAAUGCCAAACUUUUGCUACCUUUUGACGAUAAAGAUUUUAUGCUGCCAAGAGUUUGUGAAAAAAUUUUACUAGUUGAUAGAGGUCGCAACCCAUUCGAUAUUUUGCCGGAGGGUUGGAUUGUGGUCACUCAUACGAGCGGCAUGCCGUUGUAUUUGCACAAGAAGUCGAGAGUGUGUACCCUGAGUAGGCCCUAUUUCAUCGGGGCUGGUAGUGUUAGGAGGCAUGACAUUCCAGUGAGCUCCAUUCCAUGCCUGCAGUACAAGAGAGCCCUAGAGGAGGCAGCCAAUCAGAAUCAAGAUAUAAAUAACUCGACGGGGAAUCCCAAUCUUGAGAAUGAAACUACUACUACAGCUACUAUUACUAACAAUGAUAAUAAUAGUAAUAUGAUUCCUCCUUCAACGAUAGCUACAUCAACUAAUAAUUCCAUGUCUAGUAAUGCUACUACUACUUCUAUUACUACUACUACUUCUGCUGCUACUGCUACUACUAGUUACAAUAUUGGUACCUGCCCAAAAGAUUUCCCCCCAAUUCCUGGACUGCCUCAUGUGUCCCGCAAGUUGAAAGUUCAAACAUUUGAAGAGCAUAAGAGAACUAAUAGCCUAGAUCCGCUGGCCUUUAGGGAAUACUGCCAGAAGUUGUUUGAGUUUCGAACUAUAACCAUCAGGAGAUUCAAACGUUGGAAGGACAGACGGAAGCACAACCAGAUCCUGAAGAAUGCAGGCCGCCCGUCCCUGGCCCCGAACACUCGACUGAUCACCUGCCAGUUGCAGAACGACAAGGGAGCUCCACAUCAUAAUAAAAAGAAAGAAUUUGUGAUAAACCCGGCUGGGAAGUCAGCUGUCUGCAUACUACAUGAGUACGCCCAACAUGCUAUCAAGGUUCAGCCUAAGUAUAAGUUCACCGAGUUAGAAAACUCCCAGACGCCGUACAGUGCUACGGUCAUCAUAAACGAGAUACAUUAUGGUACAGGCUAUGCUAGCAGUAAAAAGUUAGCUAAGUUGGAAGCAGCAAGGGUAACAUUGGAUAUUCUGAUACCAGAUAUCAACAAAGAAAUCAACGCUCGUGCCGCCGCUACCACUGCAGCUGCCACUGCAUUCUUCGACAGCAUAAGAAUUCAAGAUCCACGUCUCUUGAGCUUGUGUGCUACGGCCGGCCAUCCAACCCCCUAUCAAAUACUUCACGAGUGCCUGCAUAGAAAUUAUGGCAUGGGAGACACAGACAUCAAGAUGGAGAUGAAACCGCUGAAGAGGCAGAGGAGUGAGUUCAUCAUGAAGGUCGGAAAACACGAAGCGAAAGUGAUCUGCAAGAACAAGAGAGAGGGCAAGCAGCAGGCGUCCCAGGCCAUCCUGCAGCUGCUCCACCCACACAUCAAGAACUGGGGGUCGUUGUUGAGACUCUACUCUAAGGCCAAUGAAGCUCAAGAAAAAAGGGCGGAGGAACACAGUGUUACAGAACUGCAGACAAGAGCCCAGCCGAACAGAGCUAUUCUAAGCAAGCUGAGGAGAGAGAUGAAUAAAUUAUACAAUAGUAGAAACCUGUUUGAAUCGAAUGCCACUGAAAGAAUCCACGUCAUAGGCCACCAGAUCAGAUCUGCAGAAUUAGGCAGCGUUGAAUUGUAAUUCUAAUAUAAAUAAGUUAAUAUUAUAACUAUAAUAUAGUUAAUUAAUUAAUUAAUGUUAUAAGUAUUAUACAAUGAAUUAAUGUCACUGUUAUAAUUGUGGUUCAGUAAUUAAAUAAUAAUGUUAUUUACUAUGUUACACAUAUUGCACUGUUGUUGCUUUACGAUUGUACAUAUAUGUAUGUGUAUUUGUGUUGGUAGAUAGAUAGAUAUAUAUAUAUACAUUUAUUAUAUAUAUAUUUUAUAAAUCCAUGGUCUAAUAAAUUUGUUGAAAUCAA